Hydatigera taeniaeformis is the source of this 672-nucleotide messenger RNA. The record is from the annotation of a GenBank genome assembly. Lineage: Eukaryota; Metazoa; Platyhelminthes; Cestoda; Cyclophyllidea; Taeniidae.
AUGGCUAUCGCAGAUAUUGUGCAGCAUGACUACAUCUUUAAAUUGCUCUUGAUUGGUGAUUCUGGCGUUGGAAAAUCCUGCCUUUUAUUGCGGUUUGCGGUAAGAUAUUUGCGUUCCACUAUUAGACACUUAAAGGAUGAUACGUUUUAUGAAAAUUUCAGCAGCACUAUCGGUGUUGAUUUUAAAAUUCGCACCGUUGAUUUGGAUGGUCACCAUAUUAAACUCCAAAUUUGGGAUACGGCUGGGCAAGAACGAUUUCGAACAAUGACAGUCGCGUAUUACAGAGGAGCUCAUGGUAUCAUCGUGGUCUAUGAUGUCACCUCCGAAGAGAGUUUCCGGAAUCUGGGCUUGUGGAUGGAGGAAAUCAAACGGCAUGCACGUAGCGAUGUUAUCAAAAUCCUCGUCGGCAACAAGUCAGACUUGGAGGAUCGUCGAAAGGUCACUUAUGAGCAAGGCGCGGAGUUCGCAAAUCUUCAUGGCCUGCAGUUUUUCGAGACCAGCGCGAAAAGCGCUUCUCGAGUAGAGGAAGCCUUUUUCUCUAUGGCUGAACAACUCCUUAAAGCUUUCCGGCAGCAGCGUCAACUACAAAUGCAACAGCAAUCACAGCCCAUCAUCAUCACGCAAACGGAACCCGUCAAGGCGAGUUCCCAAUCAACCGGUUAUUGUUGUUAA